Messenger RNA from Chondrus crispus (carragheen), 1520 nucleotides. RefSeq lists its product as hypothetical. Lineage: Eukaryota; Rhodophyta; Florideophyceae; Gigartinales; Gigartinaceae. The record is from RefSeq and is a predicted model, not a curated record. The coding region runs from base 1 to 555 and encodes 184 amino acids. Gene Ontology annotation, biological process: lipid homeostasis. The transcript has 2 exons. Gene Ontology annotation, cellular component: nuclear membrane.
AUGUUGUGCGUGGUCGUGUCGCUCGUCCUCGCCGCGGGCGUCGCCGCCUUCGCACGCGCCCUGUACGCAGACGUCGCCCGCAAGACUAGCCUCCGCGCGGACCACCUCGCCAUCCAGGCCGCAGAGUGCCUCCUGGCCCGCACGGCCAACGCAUGUCUCCUGCGCGACGGCGUCGCUACCCACCCGACCCCGGCCUUGGACGCCCUGUGCAAGAAGUGGCUCGCGUGCGAGCGCAGGGGCCACGUUGUCCACCGCGACGCUCUAAGUGCCACCGUGUGGGCAGAGACUUUCGCGGAGACCGUCAACUCGUUCGCGGACAGCAUUUCGUCCACCGCCGUCGUCAUCGCCCUGGCCGCCACGAUCGUGCUCGCCUUCUUGAUGAGCAGCGCCGCGUUCGGGUUUAUGCAUAACAAGGUCGUGGCACACGGGCCUCCGGAGAGGUCCGUCACGCACGAGGCCCUGCUCAAGGACAGUUCCCCAUUCGGUGGAGCCCUGGGGGUCGAGGCCAAGCGAGGGGACGCGAAGGCGAUUACGAAUGGCCGCCACGCUAGGUGAGACAGGGUUGCGGUGGCAAGCGCACGUUUGUUUCAUUUGCCGCGUCAUGUCGUGGGUGGCAGUUGACAAUGUGACCGAUUUUUUUUAAUGCUGGAGAGAGAGAAGCUCCAGUGACGACAACUUCAAGUACGAUGGGCAUUGUGGGAGAGCACAGUUAUGACCUUGUGCUUGAGUUUUUUUGAAGAGCCCAACACGGACUGCGUACGUGCCCACUGAUUGAAUGCCACGGGUAGUGAUAUUAUGAUGCUGGAGGAAGUUGAGUGUGGUUUUCGAGGAGGGCAGGUCUUUUCGACAUCAGAUGCAACAAGUGAGCUGAUAUUUACAAUGUCGCGCAACGUGUCCGACGUCAGCGCGUUCAACUGCAAUAUUUUGCACCGUCCGACGACAGGUAUGGUCGACAUACCCAUAUAGUACAGCACGUCGAAGACCUAUUGCUGAUAAUCGCUGGGGAAGCCCGGAGUUUUAGUCGUCCUCCGUUUCCAAGUCUUGAGUUGUAUUUCAUUUCAUCCCUAAUAAUAAUCUAACGAAAGGCGUCUUGAGAGCUGCACGUGAGGUGCAUACCCGUGUAUGUGCAGCUACGUACGUACGUAUGUGACAUCCAUAUGUAUAAAUAGAUGAGUUGAUAUUCUUCACCUUCCCGGAUCCUCUAGCUCAAUGCUUGCUUGUACGAAUAUCACAUAUUGGUACGUUUGGUAACUCAAUGUCUGGCGAUCUGUCGGAAUUCCCUACAUGUUGAUGAGCCAUGCUGAAGGGGCAAUGAUCUGCCUUUCGCCGAGAAAAACUUGUUCCUCCAGUGAAUGUGUAGAACAAGCGACUGGCCUGCUUGAGUACGGGGACUUACCAAACUGAGCAACUCUGCUCACCAACGAAGUGAUGCACUAUUACAAGUUCCUUGACGCUACAACGACCUUGACGCUACAACGACUUCUGUAAACGAAAAUGACAUGGCGACUUAUCCAUCGUUA